Messenger RNA from Aspergillus thermomutatus, 993 nucleotides. RefSeq names its product 60S ribosomal eL27 domain-containing protein. The record is from RefSeq and is a predicted model, not a curated record. The coding region runs from base 1 to 993 and encodes 330 amino acids. Gene Ontology annotation, cellular component: cytosolic large ribosomal subunit; ribosome. NCBI's taxonomy places the organism in Eukaryota, Fungi, Ascomycota, Eurotiomycetes, Eurotiales, Aspergillaceae. Gene Ontology annotation, biological process: translation. The transcript is spliced from 3 exons. Gene Ontology annotation, molecular function: structural constituent of ribosome.
AUGGGGGACGAAUAUCGAUUCGGCUUGGGAGCAAGAUUGGACAUUGAGAAGGAUGUGCUGACAAGGGCCGUUUUCGCAAAACCACAGGUCGUCAUUGUCCAGCCUAACGAUACUGGCUCCAAGGCGCACCCCUUCCCCUACGCCAUCGUCGCCGGUAUCGAGCGCUACCCUCUCAAGGUCACCCGCCGCAUGGGAAAGAAGACGGUCGAGAAGCGCAGCCGCAUCAAGCCUUUCAUCAAGGUCGUCAACUACAACCACUUGAUGCCCACCCGUUACACUCUUGAGCUUGAGGGUCUCAAGGGUGCCGUCAGCCAGGAGACCUUCAAGGAAGUCUCCACACGCGAGGACGCCAAGAAGACCGUCAAGAAGGCCCUCGAGGACAGAUACACCAGCGGCAAGAACAGAUGGUUCUUCACUCCUCUGCACUCUAUGCCUCACGCAGAGAACGGAACAAUGGGUGAGCCUUCUAUCAACGGCGAGAAGGUCCAUUCCCACUUCCUCGACCACCUUACCUCGUACCCUGUCGUUUCAGACUCGAUCACCGUCUUCAAGAGCAACAAAUAUGGUGCCAAGUCCUUGGAGUAUGCCGAUCAAGGCUACGUCCGCAUUGCCAAACCGUUACUUCCCUACCUGUCGAAGCCCUACGGUUACGUUGCGCCGUAUGUUGCUCGAGUAGAUAGCCUUGGAGAUCAGGGAUUGACCAAGCUUGACACGUCAUUCCCCAUCAUCAAGGAGGAUACAGAUAAGAUAAAAGGAACGAUCUACGAUACAGCCUUCUUCCCCAUGCGUCUCGCUGGUGAUGUGAAAAGCCAUAUCUUCGAGACUUUUGGAUCGGAAUACAAGAAGUGCGGCGGCGACGGAAUGGUUGCAAGCGGCAAGGCUGCCAUCAGCACGAGCCUGAUCCUGUCUCAAGAAUCGUUGGCAUAUAUCAGCUCGUUCCUUCAAAAGAAGAAAGCUCAGGCGAAGGAGGCCGUCAAUGACAAACCCAAUUAA